Messenger RNA from Eublepharis macularius, 5496 nucleotides. It is a transcript of the gene RBFOX2, whose product is annotated as RNA binding fox-1 homolog 2. Gene Ontology annotation, biological process: nervous system development; regulation of alternative mRNA splicing, via spliceosome. The record is from RefSeq and is a predicted model, not a curated record. Gene Ontology annotation, molecular function: mRNA binding. The coding region runs from base 350 to 1690 and encodes 446 amino acids. The transcript is spliced from 14 exons. NCBI's taxonomy places the organism in Eukaryota, Metazoa, Chordata, Lepidosauria, Squamata, Eublepharidae. Gene Ontology annotation, cellular component: nucleus; cytoplasm.
UUGCCGAGUGCGAGAGAGGGGGUCGCCUCGCCGCGCCGUUUCCGGAGAUUGCCGAGGGGCUUCGGCCUUUUCCCUCCCUUCUCGGCGGCUGCCACUGUCUUCUCCUCGAUCUUUUUCGGCGUUGGCGGGCGGGCCCGAGUCAGUGUCGGCGCCUCCUCUCGCCGGGCUUGGGCCGUUCGCUGCCCCUCGGCCCAGAGCGCGUUCCCCCUCACUGUGUGGCCAGGAGUCUGGGCUCGGCCGGGCCUCAGCGCUUGUGGGGUUGUCGCGGCCGGCGAGUCGAGAGCGUGAGGCGAGGCGGACGGCUGCGGCUCCCCCUCGGGGAAGCGGGGCGGCCGGGGGUCCGGCUCGGAUGGCGGAGGGCGUCCAGCAGCAGCAGCAGCAGCUCUUGCCUGGCGGCGGACCAGCCCCUCGAGGGCUCAAGCGGGAGCCCGAGCUGGAGCAGCCCAUGCCCGGCGGCGACGGAGCCGAGAGCGGCCAGAGCAAGAGGCUGCGGACCGAGGCGGAGGCGGACGGAGGCGGCGGCAUGCAGAAUGAGCCUCUGACCUCCAGUUAUCAUGGGUACCCACCAAGAGACAGUCAGGGUAACCAGGAGCCGACAGCUACUCCUGACACAAUGGUCCAGCCAUUCACCACAAUCCCAUUCCCACCUCCCCCACAGAAUGGGAUCCCCACAGAGUAUGGGGUACCCCACACUCAGGACUAUGCAGGCCAGACCAGUGAGCACAAUCUGACAAUCUAUGGCAGUACACAGGCACAUGGAGAGCAGAACACGAAUUCAGCCACCACACAGAAUGGAUCUCUUACGCAGACAGAAGGAGGGGCACAGACGGAUGGCCAGCAGUCACAGACACAAAGCAGUGAGAAUGCUGAGAGCAAGUCUACUCCAAAGCGGCUGCAUGUGUCCAAUAUUCCCUUCCGCUUUCGGGAUCCUGACCUUCGGCAGAUGUUUGGGCAAUUUGGCAAAAUCCUUGAUGUAGAGAUAAUCUUUAAUGAACGUGGCUCCAAGGGAUUCGGGUUCGUAACUUUCGAGAAUAGUGCUGAUGCAGACAGGGCCAGGGAGAAAUUACACGGCACCGUGGUAGAGGGCCGUAAAAUCGAGGUUAAUAAUGCUACAGCACGAGUGAUGACUAAUAAGAAGAUGGUUACUCCAUAUGCAAAUGGAUGGAAGCUGAGCCCCGUGGUUGGAGCAGUGUAUGGCCCUGAAUUAUAUGCAGCAUCCAGUUUUCAAGCAGAUGUCUCGCUGGGCAAUGACGCUGCAGUGCCCCUGUCAGGAAGGGGGGGUAUUAACACUUACAUUCCUUUAAUCAUUCCUGGCUUCCCUUACCCAACUGCAGCCACCACAGCCGCCGCUUUCAGGGGAGCCCAUCUGAGGGGUCGAGGACGAACAGUGUAUGGUGCAGUGCGGGCAGUACCUCCAGCAGCCAUCCCAGCCUACCCAGGAAUAGUCUUACAGGAACCAAUCAUUAGCGCUAAAAUACCUCAGGGCGGAUAUGCAGCCUACAGAUAUGCACAGCCUGCUACCGCAACAGCAGCCACUGCUGCUGCAGCCGCUGCAGCGGCUUACAGUGAUGGCUAUGGCAGGGUGUACACAGCAGACCCGUACCACGCCCUUGCCCCUGCCGCUAGCUAUGGAGUUGGUGCUGUGGCAAGUUUAUAUCGAGGCGGCUACAGCCGAUUCGCCCCCUACUGAAGUGACAUGAACCCCCUGCAAGUGGGACAGCCCCCCCCAGUUCAUGAGGCCUGGCUAUUGCAAUAUUUACUAGUAGAGGAACUCUAUAGCAAGAAGAGGAGGAAAACAAAAGAAAAAAAAAGAGAAAUACUUUUUUAUACCUCACUAUGUUCUUUGAAUAUGUAUUUUUCCUUUAAAUUUCUGCCUUUAAUUCUUUUGUUCCAAAGAUUGUGCAUUUUUGGGGGUUUUGGUUGUUGUUGUUUUUUUAAACUGUGGUAAACAUAAUGCAUUUCCAUGUCUGUAUAUGCAUAGCUUAUCCUACCAAUCACAAAAAAGAGAAAUAGUGCUAAGGAGCACCAUUAGGAACCGAUAUCAUGGAACUAAAUCAGGAACAUGCAGACGUUUCCUUUACCUGGGUCUGGUGCCUGAGGCCCGUGUUGAAUGAGGAAGAGCCUCUCUACCUGCGGAGGGCAAUGCUGAUGGGCUGCAGCUGGAACCUGCACACUGGUUGGAAAUGCCACCCCCCCCCCCCCUUAUUUUCAUCUGGCUUACGUGGGCUUGGAGAAGUUCCAGAAGAUUUUACAGAUUUUUGAGACGAAACUCCCCUAAGCUGCUGAAAGACUUCGUCUGUUGAACAGUUUUAGGGGGAAAGACUUGAAAUAAAUUUGCGAUCCUGUUGCUUCUAUAGAUACACCUAAUUUUAGUGAUUGGUGUCCACUACCGAAGCUCUAGUUCUUAGUUUCUUUCACUUGCUAUGGUCUUCCUCUCUUCCCAACUUUCCCGCUCUUUUUCCGGAGGAGCGACAGAUGUGGGACUGUGAUCGCAGAACUUAAAGCCAUGGUCUGUCUUCAGUAACAAGGAACGUGAUGGCAAAGUGCAAACAGCCUUAAGUUUAGAUGGUUGGAGGCUGAAAAAGCUUGCACCAGUACCACUUUGAGCUACCCAGUAUCCAGGAUCCCUCUUCUCCCCCCCCCCCCCAACCCAAGACACUUAGAUUUGCUGCAAGUAUGCCAUCCAAAAAUUGCAUGAAGAGAAAGAGAUACAUCAUCAUGGAUCAUGGUCCCAGAAGCAGGGGUGGGGGGAUUUUUUGUGUCAUAAUGCUAUUCUGGAAGUAGUCAUUGUAUAGUUUCAUCAUUGGGGCAGGCAGAAACAGAUUUCAAAUGAAGUUUGAAAACACAGGAAACUCCUGCUUUGGCAUUUGUGCAGUCACUUUGCAAGUUCCGAUAGGUCAUUUUGCCUAUUCUGGAGAGAAAUCUGCAUCCAAGCUUGGUUUGGGUACAUGCUACAGAAUGCAAAUGGAGACACUCUUCAGGAAGACACUUUACAUUUUCUUAUGAAAGAAUGGCCUUUAUUUUUAUGCAGCAGACAUUUUUACAGGUUGCUCUAGAAGAGUGAGGACAAACCAAGUCACUGCUUUCAAUUGUCUGGCAUGAAUUUUGGAAACCAGAGGGGAAGAAGAGAUCCCACUUUACCCUCUUGGCCAUCAUGGUUUUCUUGGCACCUAUAGUUGCGUAUUCUCUGUGGCUUUAUCUUAAAAACCCUAAAUAUUAGAGAAGCACAAUUCCCUUUGAAUUGGUACUGGGUGACUUCUCACUCUUGGAAGGGCAGGUAGGGGGUGGACUUCUGGCUGAAGCCUUUUCAACUCCUCUCGCCAUACACCCGCCAGUGAUGUAAGCAUAGGAAAAGAGACGUCCUGAAGUUCUUCAGGCUAUUGAGGGGAACUGGCCCGUUUGUUCUCAACUUGCGCCUUUGCUCCCACUUCCAUGCAUGCACUCAUAGUGCUUGCCAGAGAGAGGAUACCUGAAGCAAGAAGGGCCAGGAAGAAGGGGGGAAUCUUAAUGAAGCUAGAAACUCUAACAAUAUUGAUUCUCUGGAACAAGGUGACACCAAACUGCCAGCCUGUUGGCCACUUUUAUUUUUAUUGUUUUUCAAGCCAAAGUUUGGUUUGUUGCUGUUAUGACAAUUUCUGUUUUUGUAUAUAAAUAUUUUAGUUAGGUUAAAAAUGGGGAGAGGGAAGUGGGACACCGGUCUUUCACAAAAUUGAGGAAAUGAGGAGGAACGUGGGAUUUUUCUGACUUCUAGAAAUCGCUUAUUGUCAUGCUCACUAAUAGCCUGUUCCCAUCACAAGGCGGAGGAGGGUUAGAGAAGGACUCCUGCCUGGGGAAUGAGACGCAGCAAAAACCUGUGGAUUGAAUAAUCAGUUGCAUGAGCUGAGGAGCAUUUUGCUAGCACUGCUGAGUGAGAGAGAGGGAGAAUCUGUUUGCAGAACUCCAGUGCAGACCUUGUGUCAACUGACUCUGUUACAUCUGAAAAUUUGAGAACUCUGGAUUCCCUUGGAUUUUCUGUGCUCUGUAAUUCCUGUAUUAAGGAAGAGAAGGUGCCACUCAGAACUGGAUAUAAAAGACCAAGCAGAAUCUGUAACAAAUCCCAUUAUAAACAGCUUGAGAAUCAGUCAUCUAAGGUGUGAUGCCAAUACUACUGGUUGAUUGUCACCAAGAUGGUUCUGUUAAAAUGGAAGAACAGGACUUCCCUUCUUUUGUGAAACACAGAUCGAUGGUGGAAGGAAGAACACUAUUGCUAAUGAGAUAUUCUUGGGUCUCAGCAUCUUUAAAGCCUACAAAUACCAGUGCAUUAGUUUUGUUGUGUUGCAGCUUUCUAGUAAAAUCUUACACUGUUCUUGAUUUCUAGAACAGCCAUAGCAUCUUAUUAGGUGGAUAUAUUUGGGGCUUUCUGAGUCCUCCUACAUCUCCUUCUCUUUAUAGAUGCCCAAUAAAUUGGGGGUCUGGGGGUGGGAAUUCAGAGCUCCACUAUGGAAACCAAAUUUCAAAAAUGUAUUUGCUGUGUCUCACUCCUAAAGGGAAGUUUGCAGGCAUCCUGGGAAACAGAACGCGUCUCCAGCAUGACAGCACUUGAGGGAUCCUUAGCGCUGGGGCUAGGGGAUAUUUGAAGAGCGCGUUUGCCUGUUUGCACUGGUUUUAAAAUAGGAAAAUGAAAAAUCCUAGUGAACAAAGCAAAGAGCCAGUGUGAAGUUCUCUCUGUGUGUGUGUUUGUGUGUUUUUAAUUUUGUCAUGCUCUUGGAAAUGUCAAACGUUGUAGUAUACACCAGUGUGACUUGAUUCUUUGUUGCAUAAAACACUAUUUUGGUGAUGUUACUGUCUGAACAACCCGUCCCUUCUUGCCCUGCUCCCUGUCCUCUCUCCUAUUCUGAAGUUCCUUUUAUUUUGUAAUGAAACAAAACCCUCCCCUCCGUGAGGCAAGCUGUCUUCUGGUAGUCCAAGUGAAAGUGGUCUUUUCCCAAGUACUUUCCCAGUGUUCUUUCCCCUAGUCUGGCUGAUCCCAAGAUACAGUGCGGUAUCGCUUCUGCUCCUUCCCUGUCGAAUGAAGUACAGGAAGAUAUCCAUUUUUAGAAUAUGCUGCCAUAACUAACAGUGGGGAACAACACACCAGGAGUGUCUGUGGCAGCAUAAUCUGGUUGACACUUCUAAAUUGCAGUCAGACGGGGAUUACUUGGGAGGAUUUAUAGAUAAAUUAAUCGCAAGGACUUCCAGAUGAAGAGGUAAAAAACCCCUUCCUCAUUAGCAGAAAAAAUCUGUCCUGCCAGUUCCUCCCCUCCUCAAGCCGUCCACUGGAGUAUUCAUUUGGCUAGCAGUCUUGCAUCAUCAUACUGCUUAUUUAACGGUUGACUUAGAAAGGCAAAUUGGAAACCUCUUGUUCAGUUUUCUCUCUUUUAGGGGUGAAACAUUGAAAUGCAUUUGUUGCUGCUUUGACAAAUAACUGUCAAGGAAUCUAGCUUAUAUAUAUAUAUAUAUAUAUAUAUAUAUAUAUAU